CACCCCCUCGGUAACUCCCAGGCUUUAUUAUCGCCACCUUCCCCCACCCCAAACACACACACACACACACACAAAAACCCCGAGCUCAGCAGCGACCUGCAACCGCGCAAAUAAAACUACAACAUGGAGUCCGUCCAGCCGGCACCAGCCACCGCCGCCGCCGCCAGCCCCGAGACGGCCGGCUCCAGAGGCGGCGAGCACGGAACACCCGCCCGCCGCCACAGCUGCUCCAGCACCAACAGAGGUAUAUCAGUCACAAAGAAGACACACACGUCUCAAAUUGAAAUUAUCCCAUGCAAGAUCUGUGGAGAUAAAUCAUCUGGAAUCCAUUAUGGUGUCAUUACGUGUGAAGGCUGUAAGGGGUUCUUUAGGAGAAGCCAACAGAGCAAUGCGACGUACUCUUGCCCUCGGCAAAAGAACUGCCUCAUCGACCGAACAAGCAGGAAUCGAUGUCAGCACUGCCGGCUACAGAAGUGUUUGACAGUGGGAAUGUCUCGAGAUGCCGUGAAGUUUGGUCGGAUGUCCAAGAAGCAGAGAGACAGUCUGUAUGCUGAGGUACAGAAACAUCGUCUGCAGCAACAACAGCGAGACCACCAGCAACAACCUGGCGAAGCAGAGCCCCUGACCCCAACAUACAAUGGGCUGACAGAACUGAACAAUGACCUCAGCAAUCUUUAUAUGGAUGGUCACACGCCAGAAGUGGGCAAAGCCGACUCAGGAAUGAACAACUUCUAUCUGGACAUUCAGCCAUCCCCAGACCAGUCCGGCCUAGACAUCAAUGGUAUUAAACAGGAGCCGAUAUGUGAAUACGCAGCGGUCCCUGACUUCUUCCCCUACUGCUCCUUCACAAACGGUGAAAGCUCUCCCACUGUCUCAAUGACAGAACUAGAGCACCUCGCACAGAACAUCGCCAAGUCCCACAUUGAGACCUGCCAGUACUUGCGGGAAGAGCUGCAACAAAUAACAUGGCAGGCCUACGUGCAGGAAGAAGUGGAGAUUUACCAGAAUAAGCCCCGGGAGGUGAUGUGGCAGCUUUGCGCUAUUAAAAUAACCGAAGCAAUUCAAUAUGUGGUGGAGUUUGCAAAACGGAUCGAUGGAUUCAUGGAACUGUGUCAAAACGAUCAGAUCGUACUUCUGAAAGCAGGUUCUUUAGAAGUUGUGUUUGUCCGAAUGUGUCGAGCCUUUGACCCGCAGAAUAACACGGUUUAUUUUGAUGGCAAAUAUGCUGGUCCCGAUAUCUUCAAAUCACUAGGCUGUGACGACUUGAUCAACUCCAUCUUUGAAUUCAGUAAAAGUUUGUGCAUGUUGCAACUCGUGGAGGACGAGAUUGCCCUGUUUUCUGCGUACGUGCUGAUCUCUGCAGAUCGUCUGUGGCUUCAGGAGAAAAUAAAAGUUGAGAAACUGCAACAGAGGAUUCAAUUAACACUCCAGCAUAUUUUGCAGAAACAUCACAGAGAGGAUGGCAUUCUGACAAAGCUGUUAUCUAAAGUGUCUACAUUACGAACACUGUGUAAUCGACACAUUGAGAAACUGUCCUCAUUCAAAGCAAUACACCCGGACAUUGUGCGGGUCCAUUUCCCUCCGUUGUAUAAGGAGCUCUUCAGCUCUGAGUUUGAGCAGAUGAUGCCAACGGAUGGUUAAGUAUUGUCAUCAGAGGAGCUCGGAACCCCAGAAGUACCUGCAUCAAAAAAUUGAAGAUAUUUUGCAUUUUUCCAACGCUGCACUGCAGUGGCCCAGGAGAUUAACAAACACGACAUAUUUCUUGGGUGAGGUGUUUAAUAGGAUGGGGCAGGGGAUGAAUUAAUAUUAGUUUCUUCGUGAAAGUUGAACUUGUUUUUCUCAUGCAUUUAGUUUGUGUAGAGCACAGCGCACAGUGACAUUAUAAUGCUGAGAAGCUAAUUUAGAGCAAAUCUUUUACAGGGUAUAUAGAGUAAAUACAGUGAACAUAACAGUUAUUAUCAGUAUAUCAUUUUUAAACUUGAUGUGCUGUGAGACGAAAUAUGAAUCUGCAAUUUAAGCACUUUUUUCCCAAUUUGUACAUGAUAUGUUGUAUUUAUUAGUUCUGUUAAUAGGACGUGCACAAGAAAUACAAGUUUAACAGUUGAGUAUAUGGAGGGAGGUUUGGAGUUUUAGAUGCUGCUGUUAGGUUGAUGUUUGUUUAUAGUAGGAAUGCCCACGUACUUAGUUUGAUUUACAAACACACACCAAUUUCCAUAGUCUGUGCGGCUGAUUAAUGUGUCAUUGAUUCAGAUUAAGAAUGGUACGGUGAAGGGUAAUAGAAUCAAAAUGAUCUAUAAAAUAUGAAGCCUUGUCUGGACCACUUUAGAGAGAGUUCUAUUUUUAUAACCCUGGUAUGAAUAUUAGGAAGCACUUAAAAUAUUCCUGCAAUAAAAGAGACGUGAUUUGUGCAAGACAAUGUUUUUUGUAAGGCAAGCCAACAAUAGAAAGAAGUGUUAUUUUCUAAGAGCUUGGUGUUAUUUUCUUGUGAGAAUAUGUCUGGUCUAGUGAAAUCUUUUUGAUUAAUGUGCCACAGUGUAAGUGUGUUUCUGCUAAUGAGCAACACAAGUCUUUUUAAUCUUGAAAUGGAGGUUUCCUUGUGAAACAACAUUCCAAAAGAAACGCAAAAAUGUAGAAAUGUCUAAAGUAAGUGUUUGUGUGUGCGUGCGUGUCUCUGUGUGUGUGUGUGUGUGUGUGUGUGUGUGUGUGUGUGUGUGUGUGUGUGUGUGUGUGUGUGUGUGUGUGUGUGUGAAUGAUCAGUCUGUAUCACUGUUGCUUUUUGCACAUUAACUUCAUUCCUUGGUAGUGCAAUAUGUACAAAGAGUACUUGCUAGUGUACAUUUAACCCCUCAGGGAAGAAAAAAAAACCUGUUUGUACAGUCUCUUAUUCUGCUAAGGGCUGUUGAGUAGUUCAUUUUGUGUGUCUGUGUGUGAGGCAGUCAGUCUGGCUCUAAUCCUGGAGUGAGUCUGGAUUCAGGAGUCAGGCCACUGUUUGUUUGAAAUGCUCCAAAACAUGUUGAUUGUGUAACGCUCCUGGCAAUUGCUGUUACUGUGAAAGACAAUCCAGAAUUCUGAUUAAAUGAUAAGAAUCCGAGGAAGAAAAAUCUUGAAGGUCCGACAGAAAUCAGAUAGAGGGUUUGAACUUAUUUUAGCUCAGGGAUAAUUUAGAUUAUAAUGAAGGUGUGGAAUGGUCAGUAUUUCUUGUAACAGUAAACACAGCAAAGGCAUUCAGGCCCUUAGAAGUUGCAAACUGAAUCAACGAUAAUGUUGCCUACCAUAAUGUUUGGAGGCAAUUUAUUGGGCAGUGUCUGGAAGCCACUAGAGUUAUUAAGGACAGUUACAAUUUUGUUUUUUAUAGAGGGAGAGCUGUUAGCGAAGGCUUCUAUGGAAUAUUGGGUGAAUCCUAGAUUUACAAUCUUGGCAAUCAAAGCACUUGAUCUACCGUUUUAACCAUUUACUGAUGCAUGUUAAAUGAGAGCACAUGUAGGUCUCUAGCUCCCUCACAUUCAUCAACACUACACCAGCUCAAACAGCAUUCUGGUAUUUUCCAUCUCCCUGAGCCCAGGAAACCGAUGAAAUCGGCAUUUCCAAAUUGGGAUGGAGUGCAGUAAAAGAUCCAAUCUGGCACUUGGGAAAGGAGGGAAGAGUUGAAUCAGUGUGGAGAAUCAAUUUGCAUCUUGGGUCCAUCUGUUACCCCUUCCCGGAACAGAGGAACCAGACCCUGGAGAUAAAUAUAACUGGUUGACACGGAGACAACAGCCCCUGUAGAAAAGGAGUCUAGUCACCACCUUCAACUCUAUCUCCAUAGUGGAGUGAGUACCAUCAGGUCCACACCAAUCCUCAGAAGAGCAUCCCACCCAGACUCACCACCUACCCUGUCCUGGUUACCUGCAUCUCCCAUGGCUAAUCCAUCAGACCUGCGCAUCUUUGGAC
Molecule: messenger RNA, 3930 nt
Organism: Stegostoma tigrinum
Lineage: Eukaryota; Metazoa; Chordata; Chondrichthyes; Orectolobiformes; Stegostomatidae
Gene: roraa
Product: RAR-related orphan receptor A, paralog a
Exons: 11
Coding region: 124-1641 (505 amino acids)
Biological process (GO): regulation of transcription by RNA polymerase II
Cellular component (GO): nucleus
Molecular function (GO): zinc ion binding; nuclear receptor activity; RNA polymerase II cis-regulatory region sequence-specific DNA binding
Source: RefSeq, a predicted model, not a curated record